Molecule: messenger RNA, 1140 nt
Organism: Brassica napus (rape)
Lineage: Eukaryota; Viridiplantae; Streptophyta; Magnoliopsida; Brassicales; Brassicaceae
Product: rRNA-processing protein UTP23 homolog
Exons: 5
Coding region: 138-989 (283 amino acids)
Cellular component (GO): small-subunit processome; nucleolus
Molecular function (GO): small ribosomal subunit rRNA binding
Source: RefSeq, a predicted model, not a curated record
GUACCGACCAAACAAAUAAGUUCUCUCUCCCGACAUCCCUCGGCGUUCAAUCACCAGACAAAAACCCUAAAGCCCUAGUUUUCCUUCACCUUCUCCGCCUCUGAAAUUUCGUUUCAAUCCAGAGAGAAGAAGACAAGAUGAGAGUGAAGAGGCAGAAGAAGAACAGGAGAACCGUGAGAUUCUUCACCGUAUGUUUCGGGUUCCGACAGCCUUUCAAAGUCCUUUGCGACGGAACCUUCGUCCACCAUCUCGUGUCUCGCGAGAUCACUCCCGCAGACACUGUCAUCUCCGAGCUCCUAGGAGGUCCCGUCAAGCUCUUCACGACCAGGUGUGUGGUUGCGGAGUUGCAGAAACUGGGUAAAGAUUACUCCGAGUCUCUCGAGGCUGCUCAGAUGCUUAGCACUGCUACGUGUGAGCACGAUGAGGCAAAACCAGCAGACGAGUGUUUAUCAGAGGUACUCGGAUCCAAAAACUCGGAGCAUUUCUUUCUCGGUACUCAGGACGCCGUUUUUAGGAAAAAGCUUCAGAUGGAGUCUAUCGUUCCACUAUUGUAUGGUCUGAAUAACAGUCUGCAGAUCGACCAACCUUCUGAUUUCCAACGUGAGGUCGCAAAAGACUCUGAAAGAAAGAGGUUGACCAUGACGGAUGCGGAGAAGAGGAUGUUGGAGAAACAGACUGCGAGGAUCUUAGCUUCUAAUAUAGGAGAAGGAACAGCUGAAGAGGAUAAAUGGGAAACGCCGCGAGUGUUCAGUUCAAGAAAUGGACUCGGUGUUAAGGAUAAACCCCAAUUCAAGCGAAAUAGAGCAAAGGGACCAAACCCACUUUCAUGCAUGAAGAAAAAGAAGGUGAACGAUGCCAAGAAACCUCAAUCAAAGCCCAAAGCUGAAUCGAGAUCUGGUGCACAAGAGGUAAAGAAAGGUGAAGGCGGUGGAGAAAAGAGGACAAGAAAACGGUCCAGAAAAGGAAAAGCUGGUCCGGAUAGAACCUGAGUGAGUGAAACACAGUUGGUUCUAUGUAGCAGACUCGACAAGAACUUGGUGCUGUUGUUCUUUUCUUUGUAAUUCUUUCAUCCAACGCAGUUACUUUUAACCUUUUCUUUGAUCGCUAUGGUUUUUUACUGCACACUUCAUCAAUAUUUCA